Lottia gigantea (owl limpet) is the source of this 702-nucleotide messenger RNA. RefSeq lists its product as hypothetical. Gene Ontology annotation, molecular function: ADP-ribose diphosphatase activity; NAD binding; NADH pyrophosphatase activity. The annotation marks the transcript as partial. The transcript is spliced from 5 exons. The record is from RefSeq and is a predicted model, not a curated record. Lineage: Eukaryota; Metazoa; Mollusca; Gastropoda; Lottiidae.
AGCUUAAAAUCUUGGAGAGAUGAGAAAAGAACGGUUGCAUGGUUACACAUUCCAAUAACUCAUAGUAGAUUUAUCUCCCUUGCUGGUAACCAUGGUUUCGAGUAUCACCAUGCAGAAGGCAGUAUGGCCAUGAUGAAACUAUGGUUAAAAACAACCCGAGAAGACCCCACACCUAUAUUUGGUACCCAUCAGGUUGGUGUUUCAGGUGUUGUGAUAAAUGAAAAGACUGAAGAAAUACUGGUAGUUCAAGACAAAAAUAGACCUUAUACACUGUGGAAGUUUCCUGGUGGUUUAUCUGAUCUUGGUGAAGAUAUUGGAAAAACUGCUGAGAGGGAAAUCUUCGAAGAAACAGGAAUCAAAAGUGAAUUCAAAUCAGUUCUCUCAAUGCGUCAACAACAUAAUCUCCCUGGUGCCUUUGGUCGGUCAGAUUUCUACAUCAUUUGUCGAAUGAAACCAUUAACUUUUGAAAUAAGUGCGUGUGUAGAGGAGAUACGCGAGUGUAAAUGGAUGCAUAUUGAGGAUCUGAAACGUGAAAUUGAAGUAUCUUCGUUAACCAUGAGAUUGACUGAUAUGGUAGAGUAUGGGUUGAGAGAAGGGUGGGAUGUUGUUGAUAUUGGGUGUGAGGAGAUGGAGUCAAUUUAUAAAGGAUUUAAAUUCAAAUUAUAUCAUCGCCCAUUUCAUAAACAGUCCGGAUCGUCUUAG